UGCAACUCGUCCUCCUCUCACUUCAUAAAUAGCCUCCUCGCCUCCAUCACGUCAGUCUGUACGGAACUCUUACCUGCGACACCGGGACUCUAACCCGGAUUGGUUCACUGUACGGAUACCUGGAUUUUAAACCGAAUCAUGAUUCGGUUUUCUUCGCCCCUGUUUGUGUUUCUGGCGUGUUCGGCUGUUUUUGUGGUGAUUGCUAACUCUGGAUACGAUCUGCAAAGAAAAAGAAGAGAAUGGGUUCUCCCUCCAAUGCCACUAAAGGAAAAUACAGACUACACUGGUCGUGAUUUUAUUGCCAGAAUUCGGUCAGAUUUUCAAAAGGUGAAAAAAGAUGUUGUCUACUCUCUGCAAGGUAUUGGUGCAAAUCAGGCGCCCUUCCAUGUGUUUGUAGUCGAUCCUGUCACAGGAUUUAUCAAGGUGACCAAAAAAUCGCUGGACAGAGAGUUCAUCGAUACGUACAACCUGUCAGGUUAUGCUACGUACAUAAACGGCACCCCUGCUGAGAAAAAAAUUGACAUACGAAUCAAGAUUUUAGAUGAAAACGACAACGCUCCAGUGUUUCAAGGCAUCAACCCUGGGAGUGUGUAUGAGCUCAGUCCGCCAGGGACUACAGUUAUGAAAAUAAGUGCAACUGAUGCUGAUGAACCAGGGAAUAUCAACUCCCAGAUCGCCUACAGCUUGGUGGAGGAGACACCGCCUCAUGGCAUGUUUCACAUUAAGCAAGAUGGGACAGUCAUCGUCAAGCGUAUUGACCUGGACAGAGAGAGGAAAGAUCAGUACACACUGCUUGUGAAAGGUGCCGACUUAAAUGGAUUACCAGGGGGGAACAGUGCAACUGGCACUGUUAUCAUUAAUGUCCUGGAUGUGAAUGACAACCCUCCCACUCUGGAAAAAGAGGAGUAUUCGGGCACCAUUGAGGAGAACACAAAAAAUGUGGAGGUGAUGAGGAUCAAAGCAGAGGACCUGGACCAGAAAGGCACUGAUAACUGGGAACCUGUGUUUGACAUUGUCAAAGGCAAUGAGGUUGGAUACUUCAGCAUUAAAACUGACCCAGUCACCAAAGAGGGCAUCCUAAUGCUUGACAAGGAGGUGGAUUAUGAGGAUAUAAAAGACCUGGAACUAGGACUAGCAUUGAGGAACAAGAAUCCAAUGUUUGACGGAUCUGAUCCAAAUGUUAACUUUGGUGUAAAUUUUGGAGGAGCAGGGGGAGGAGGUGGGGCAGGGGGAGGAGCUGGAGCUGGAGCAGGUGGAGGAGGUGGGGCAGGAAGUGGGACAGGAGGUGGGGCAGGAGGUGGUGCCACUGGUGCCAGUGCUGGUGGGGCAGGAGGUGGGGCAGGAGGAUCAUCAUGGACAAGUGGGACGACAGGGAAAACCUAUCCAAUCAAAAUCAAGGUGAAGAACCAGCCUGAGGGACCAAGUUUUGACCCCAAAGUCAAAGCUAUUCCCAUCUCAGAGGGAGACAACACAGUCAGCAUUAAUGAUGUUAUUGCCACCUACUGGGCCAAAGAUGGAGACACUGGGAAACAAGCUGAGAAUGUCAGGUAUGCCAAAGGCUCAGACCCUGGCAACUGGCUAACCAUCGACCCAAAGACAGCUGAGAUCAAACUGAACAAAAUUCCUGAUAGAGAGUCUCCACACCUGAUCAAUGGGACAUAUUUCGCUAAAGUGCUCUGCAUUACAGAAGACAUGCCUGCUAAAACAGCCACCGGCACAGUAGCCAUCCAGGUGGAAGAUUUUAAUGACCACUGCCCCAAACUGACCAGUAACGUCCAGACAAUGUGUACCACCGCUGAAGCUGUGGUCGUGAAUGCUAAAGAUGAGGAUAUGUUCCCUAAUGGACCUCCGUUUGUAUUUAUGAUUGUCCCAGAGGGCACUGAGGGCAAAUGGCAGGCGGAGCAUUUCAAUGACACUGCAGCUGUCCUGAGGUAUCAUGAAGGUACCAUAUGGCCUGGUUCCUAUAAGGUGGAAGUUUUGGUCAAGGACCAGCAAGGUCAGGCCUGUCCAGAACCACAGAAAGUGAUAGUGGAAGUUUGUACCUGUGAGGAAGGAAAUGUGUGUACAAGGAGUGCCAGCAAAGGAGCAUCGUUAGGACCUGCAGGCAUCGGACUGCUGUUCCUGGGCUUGCUGCUGUUAGCUUUACUCCUUCUGUUGCUGCUCUUCUGCAACUGUGGGGGGGCCGGGGGACUGCCAGGAGGUUUUACUGAGAUGCCUUUUGACACCAAAUCACACCUCAUUAACUACCGCACUGAGGGCCAGGGAGAGAACACGGAGGUGCCACUGCUAAACAUGCCAACACAAGUGGAUGGAAAUAUGGGCAUCGGUAUGGGCAUGGCGACCACGACUUCAGCAAUAGCGCCAAUGGGAGGUUUUGAUUACCAGCAACAUCUUACUACCAUGGAUGUGAUGAAUGGAGGUACCUAUCGAGAGGGUUUUGGAAGUGUCCAAAGAGAUGACUCCUGGGGGGUGAUGAACCAGCAAAAUGACAAUGGCUUCUACACUGAAUUUGAGACCAGAGAAACAAGACAGGGUGGAGGAAUGUAUGACGGCAUGGCUCUGCCAGACCACUUCCUGGGACAGUACUACACUCAGAAGGUGACCAGUGUCAACGACAACAUUGGAGUGAAGGAUGGUUUUUUGGUUUAUGACUACGAGGGCCAGGGCUCCCUUGCUGGCUCAGUGGGCUGCUGCAGCCUCCUGGAGUCUGACAACGAUCUGCAGUUCCUCGAUAACCUCGGAACAAAGUUCAAGACCCUGGCUGAAGUGUGCGGAGGCAAGAAGAUCCAAACUGAAGUUGUGGAAUCGUACGUUCCUCGGCCCAGUCCUUCCAUCAACACCAAGACCUCGGUAUCAAGUGUGAUGACUACCCAACAGCUGCCCCCUCCGCUGAAGCCGCAGCCGCAGCCGCAGCCGCAGCCGCAGCCGCAGCCGCAGCCGCAGCCGACCGUCUCUGAGACAGUGGUAAGGGAGACAACUGAACGUUCUCAGAUUGUAAAGGAGAACACAGCCACUGUAAGGCAAGGGAUAACCACUGUGAAGAACCAGAUGGAGAAUCAAGGCCAGGUGGUCCUGCUACAGCAACAGCAGCAGCAGCAGCCAGUCUACUAUACCACCACCCCUGUAAUGCAGCCAAUGCACUACGUAGUCCAGCCACAGGUUCAGAACACUUACCUGUUGGCCCAGGGAGCAGCCACCAACCUGCAGGGCAUGACACUGGUUAACAACGGCCAGACUGGACCUGUCCAGGGCAUGGUGUUACAGGGGCAGACAGUGAUGUCCAGUCAACAAGCCCAGGGGCCCCAAAUGGUGCUCGUGGAGGGAAGCAGAAUACAGAAUGGUGGUGCCAACCUGAUCUCCGGCUCCAAGACCAUGAUGGUGGUAGAAGGUCAGGUCCCUGCAGGGUCAGUCAGAGUGCUGAAUGGGAGCCAGACCCACCUUGUUCAGGGAGGCACUCUGCAGCCAGGCGGGAACGUCCUGGUGGUUGGAGGGGCAAAAAGCAGUGGUGGCAAGCUGGUCCAGGUCUCAGGAACUUCGUCCCAGAAGAGUGGCACCUCAGGAUCUCAAAGAGUCACCCACAGCAAGGGCAGCACAUCCAAUGGCUCUCAGAGCAUCUUGGUGGGGGGUUCCUCUACCACGACAGUGAGCACAACCCCCAGCUACCGCAAGGUGGUGGUGCAGGAGCAAAAGACAUUCACUGAAUGAGAGGUUGUCAGGAACACAGUGGACCUUUCCAGUGAUGCCAGUAAGACUUUUCCUCUGGCCUGGUGCGGGUGGUGAUGGGAUGCUUGCGGGACUCAACUAAUGCAAGACAGCUAAUGGAAACAGGGCAGGAACCCCAUUUUCCCUCAUUGGAAUUUGACAGCGGAAUUCUCAGAAAAAAAAUUGUUAAUCCCAAUUGAGUAGACUCCCUUUAAAAACCAUAUUGAAUGUACUGUUUUAUAAUAUUGAACAUGCAAGGUGCUAUUCCUUAUGCUGCAUUGUAUACAUUCUGUACUCUUCUCUUCUGGUACCUGUAACUGAGGCAGUCCAUUAUUAUGACACAUGAGUAAAGCAUUGUUUUCAAAAAACAAAAGUUGGCAUAAGUUUUACUUUUUUUAAAAUCUUCAUCUAUCCAUCCAUCUGUCCUUCUGCUUCAUGUCUAAAUAUGUCAGUGCAAGCUUUCUUCUGAGUUGUCCGCUUGUGAUCCGAUCAUUCAACUUAAUACUAAGUCUGAAAAAAGGGCCUCCUGGUUUAAAUUGGCUCUUAUACGUUAUAUAGGUUCAAAAGCUUCAUGUAACUAGAAUGAUCGUCUUGUGGUUGCAUGCAAACCAUGGAAGCUGCAGUUUACAUUCAUGUCUGUCCAGGCACUUCUACAGUGCCUAAAAUAUGGAUUUUGCUGCAGAUAAGCUACAAAAUCUUAAAUUCAAAUGCUUCAUACACAACAACAGUCCUGAGUUAUGAUGUUGAAUAAUGUCCAGAAAAGUGUUUUUUUUU
This is a messenger RNA of Centropristis striata (black sea bass), 4476 nucleotides long. RefSeq names its product desmoglein-2.1-like. Gene Ontology annotation, cellular component: desmosome; plasma membrane. NCBI's taxonomy places the organism in Eukaryota, Metazoa, Chordata, Actinopteri, Perciformes, Serranidae. The transcript is spliced from 15 exons. Bases 139 to 3705 code for a protein of 1188 amino acids. The record is from RefSeq and is a predicted model, not a curated record. Gene Ontology annotation, biological process: homophilic cell-cell adhesion. Gene Ontology annotation, molecular function: calcium ion binding.